GUCACUUCCACAUCCCCCCACUCUCUUUCUCCACUACUGUCUCUUAAUUCAGUUAGAGAUGGUACUGUACGACUCCUCCGCCUUGUCAGCGGGGAGCGGCGGUGGCAGCGGCAACUCCUCGUCCUCCUCUUCCAAGCAUCCGCAGACGGAUAUUGAUGGGUUGCUCGCCGGUGCGGGAUACAAGGUCCGGUCAUCGGAGUUGACACAGGUGGCUCAGCGGCUUGAGAGAUUGGAUACUGCCAUGGUUAACUCUCCCGCUGAUUUCACUCAGCUCGCUUCCGAUACCGUCCACUAUAAUCCCUCCGAUCUAGCUUCCUGGGUUGACUCGCUUCUCUCCGAGUUCACUCACACGUCCGCACUUCCCGCUGAUGGACCGGGUUUUCUUAUAGAUCCAGGGGUUAAUCAGACGGUGCCGAAUAGCUCCUGGAAUGAUCAGAGCGCGCCGCAGAUUCGGCGAAAUGUUUGUUUUGAGCAAAAUCAGAAUCAUCAAGUGACGGUUGUAACGGCCAUGGAAGAGGAUUCGGGGAUAAGGUUGGUACACUUGAUGAUGACGUGUGCGGAGUCCGUCCAACGUGGGGACCUGGGAAUGGCUACUUCUUUCAUUGAGGAUAUGCAGGGGCUGUUAAUGCGUGUUAACACCGUCUGCGGCAUCGGGAAGGUGGCGGGGCAUUUUAUCGAGGCGUUGAGUCGCCGGAUUUUCCAGGUGGUUGGUCAUAUCAGCGGCAGCUCCGCUUACGAGAACGAGAUUUUGUACCAUCACUUUUACGAAGCAUGUCCGUACUUGAAAUUUGCUCACUUCACGGCGAAUCAAGCGAUUCUCGAGGCUUUCGACGGUCACGAUUGCGUACACGUGGUGGAUUUCAAUUUGAUGCACGGAUUACAAUGGCCGGCGUUGAUACAGGCUCUCGCCCUUCGUCCCGGCGGGCCGCCGUUUCUCCGAUUGACAGGCAUUGGACCGCCGUCUCCAGAUGGCCGCGACUGCCUCCGCGAGAUUGGUUUACGGCUCGCCGAGUUGGCUCGCUCCGUCAACGUCCGCUUUGCUUUUCGCGGCGUUGCGGCUGCUCGGCUGGAGGAUGUUAAGCCGUGGAUGCUGGAGGUUAGUGCCAACGAAGCAGUUGCCGUGAACUCAAUCAUGCAGCUCCACCGGUUACUUGGAUCGGACUCGACGCGGAACAGUCCGAUAGAAACGGUUCUCGGAUGGAUCCGAGAGUUGAACCCGAAAAUUAUGACGGUCGUCGAACAAGAAGCCAAUCAUAACCAGCCCGCCUUUCUCGAUCGGUUCACGGAGGCUCUGUAUUACUACUCAACGAUGUUCGACUCUCUAGAAGCCUGUCCGCUUCAACCGGCGAAGGCUCUGGCUGAGAUAUACAUACAGAGGGAAAUUUGCAACGUAGUAAGCUGCGAGGGACCGGCUCUGGUCGAACGGCACGAACCGCUGGCUAAGUGGAGGACACGGCUGGCCGGAGCCGGAUUCCGGCCCUUGCAUUUAGGUUCCAACGCGUUUAAACAAGCCAGCAUGCUCUUAACUCUGUUCUCUGCCGAAGGCUACUGCGUGGAGGAGAACGAAGGGUGCUUGACCCUGGGCUGGCACAGCAGGCCGCUCAUAGCAGCCUCCGCCUGGCAAGCCGCCCCUGACGGGGCCUCAGAGGUCGGACUCAUCAACGGCGGUGGUAAUAUUAACAAUAAUGACGCGCUGUAAAUUAGUUCUUAUUUUUGGGUAAUUUUUUUUUUUCCAAAGCUAGUAGCUGCAGUGAUUUUGGAUGAAAUUUGAGAAGUACAUGUUCCUAAAUAUUUACGAGGUUUAGUCACCUGUUCAUGCAAUAUUUGGUGUCUGAAAAUGUGUACUGUGGCACAUACAAACAUGUCAUCAGAUUU
Messenger RNA from Rubroshorea leprosula, 1875 nucleotides. NCBI's taxonomy places the organism in Eukaryota, Viridiplantae, Streptophyta, Magnoliopsida, Malvales, Dipterocarpaceae. The record is from the annotation of a GenBank genome assembly.